Nylanderia fulva is the source of this 2542-nucleotide messenger RNA. It is a transcript of the gene Zw, whose product is annotated as glucose-6-phosphate 1-dehydrogenase Zw. The record is from RefSeq and is a predicted model, not a curated record. Gene Ontology annotation, molecular function: glucose-6-phosphate dehydrogenase activity; NADP binding. NCBI's taxonomy places the organism in Eukaryota, Metazoa, Arthropoda, Insecta, Hymenoptera, Formicidae. Gene Ontology annotation, cellular component: cytosol. Gene Ontology annotation, biological process: glucose metabolic process; pentose-phosphate shunt, oxidative branch.
UAUUAUUUCUUCUUUUUUAAUGGAGCAAAUUUAUUUCAAAUUUACAAAGAGCAAAGAAGAAAGCAGAUUUUUUUAUAGCAAUAAAGUCAUAUGAAGAAAAAUAUACAUCGUACCAAAAUAUAUGGAGCAGUUCGAAUCAAACAAGUGUCUUUAUCGCUGUGAUAAAUGAAUCGGAGAAUGAAUCAUAUGCUAGUGGAAAUAUGUAUAUAUAUAGGUGAGUUCUUGGAGGCGGGAGAUAUCGUGUAAGAAAAGAGAAGGAUGCAUUUUCGAGAUCACGAAAGUUCCUCGUGCGUUUGAUUGUGAUUAAAUCGCACCGUGUAGCUGCUAAAAGGCAGCAUAACCUCAAAGCUGCGCAUGACAGUGUUAUUUUGGCGGCAAGGUCACACGUUGUCAGUUGUUAGAAAACCAAAGUCAGAGAGGUUUCUCGCUGCCAGAGAUAUAUAUAAGUACGCAGCUCUAAUUGAAAGAGGAAGUGCGAAAUUGCAUCUUUGGAACGACUUUUUACUUGGAUCAAAGAUGGCAGAGGAACGCAAAAGAAGGACGUCAACGGAGGAGAGUUUGCAGUAUAUCAGGCAAUCUCUAAAAUCGGAAGAAAUGGAUCAUUUGGAAGGCACUCAUUUCGACAGGCUUAUUCCGCAUCUGUUUAUUAUUCUUGGAGCAUCUGGUGAUCUUGCCAAAAAGAAGAUCUAUCCAACUCUCUGGUGGCUUUUUCGAGACAAUCUUCUGCCGAAACCCACUACCUUUUUGGCUAUGCUAGAAGCAAAUUGACGGUUGCAACAAUUGCGUGAAAAGUGUCAUCAAUAUAUGCAAGUAAAACCAGACGAGGCGAAAAAAUAUGAAGAAUUUUGGAAGCUAAAUCAUUACGUUGCUGGCUCAUAUGAUAAUGCAGAAAGCUUCGAACUACUAAAUGAUGAAUUGCGAAAAUAUGAACAAGGAGAAAUUGCACACAGGCUGUUUUAUUUGGCACUACCACCGAGCGUGUUUGAGAGCGUUACACGACACCUUCGACAUGUCUGUAUGGCAAAAAAAGGAUGGACGAGAAUAAUAAUUGAGAAACCGUUCGGCCACGACGCUAUCUCGUCGCAGAUACUCUCCGAUCACUUGGCAUCUCUAUUCAGCGAAGACCAAAUGUAUCGUAUUGAUCAUUACCUCGGUAAGGAAAUGGUGCAGAAUUUAAUGACUCUGAGAUUCGGGAAUAGGGUGUUCAAUCCGUCAUGGAACCGAGAUAAUAUAGCUUCGGUGCAGAUCACCUUCAAGGAACCAUUCGGUACUCACGGCAGAGGUGGCUAUUUCGAUGAGUUCGGUAUCAUCAGGGAUGUGAUGCAGAAUCAUCUGCUGCAGAUUUUGUCUCUAGUAGCCAUGGAGAAACCCACAUCUUGCCAUCCGGACGAUAUUAGAAACGAGAAGGUAAAGGUUCUGAGAUGUAUGAAGGAACUACAGCUUGAAGAUGUCGUUCUCGGUCAAUAUGUCGGAAAUCAAGAUACUGAAGAUCCGGAGGCACGUUUCGGUUACUUGGAUGAUCCUACGGUACCAGCAGGCUCUAAUACGCCGACAUUUGCUUUGGCGGUGCUGAAAAUAAAUAACGAAAGAUGGGAUGGCGUUCCGUUCAUUCUCAAAUGUGGAAAAGCUCUAAAUGAACGGAAAGCAGAAGUUCGAAUACAAUAUCACAAUGUAUCAGGUGAUAUCUUUGAUGGGAAGGCGAAAAGGAAUGAAAUGGUGAUAAGAGUGCAACCGGGUGAAGCUUUGUAUAUAAAAAUGAUGACGAAGUCACCUGGUAUUACGUUUGAUAUGGAAGAAACGGAAUUGGAUCUAACUUAUGGUAGUAGAUACAAGGAUUUAAAAUUACCGGAUGCUUAUGAAAGAUUGAUCUUAGAUGUUUUUUGCGGUUCGCAAAUGCAUUUCGUGCGAAGUGACGAAUUACAGGAAGCAUGGCGAAUAUUCACCCCCUUACUCCAUCGAAUCGACAAAGAGAAAAUUCUACCUAUUCCGUAUAAAUACGGAUCCCGGGGGCCUAAAGAAGCGGACGACAUGGCGAAAAAUAAUAAUUUCGCUUACUCUGGUUCGUACAAAUGGGUGAAGCCGUGACAUUGUGAUACAGGAUCAUUACACAGGGUGGACUAUUUUAAUCAAUACAAGCAGAUAUCUCAUAAAGUAAGCAAAAUAGAAAAAUAUGUUUUAUACAAAAGUUGUAGGAUUCAGAGGGGGACACUUGAUGAGGGCCAAUAAGGCCGAUUUUUGGGCCCAAGUGUCGCACGUUUUGAUCGCAUAUUUGUAUAGUUGAGGUCGAGAGCUUUCCGAAACACCCUAUGAAAACCUUUUUACGUUAGGAAAGUGAAAGUUAUAAACCCUUAAAGUUAAAGAAACACACAUGCAUGAAGUAGACUGCUUUAAUUUUGUGGUUAUUUAGGAGUUAUUUUAAGAUCAACUUGAUUUUUUUAAAUGGAACCACCAAUUUUUCAUAUCAUAUUUUCGUAGUUGCUGAUGUCGAGACCUUUCCAAAACACUAUAAUAAAACAUUUUUUAUGCGCCUAUACAAAAGUGU